Messenger RNA from Girardinichthys multiradiatus, 15433 nucleotides. RefSeq names its product low density lipoprotein receptor-related protein 1Ab (gene lrp1ab). Lineage: Eukaryota; Metazoa; Chordata; Actinopteri; Cyprinodontiformes; Goodeidae. Bases 145 to 13836 code for a protein of 4563 amino acids. The transcript has 90 exons. The record is from RefSeq and is a predicted model, not a curated record. Gene Ontology annotation, molecular function: protein binding; calcium ion binding.
GACCACCGUGUGGGUGCAAUUGGAGGAACAAUCGCACCCCGGACCAUUGAAUAAGGUUCGGAUGAGGUGGUUUGGUUCUAGAAAUCCAGCCAACUUUUCAUCUUUUCGGUUCUAACAGCAGUGCCAUCGGGCAUUGCUCAGGAGAUGGCGAUGAGGUUGUUCUACUUGGGAUUUAUUCUCUGCUUGGAGGUCAUGUCUCCUAACGGUGUCACCAUAGGUCCCAAAUCUGAUGAUCCUCCCAAGACUUGCAACCCUAAGCAGUUUGCCUGUAAGGACCAGGUGACCUGUAUCUCCAAAGGUUGGCGUUGUGAUGGGGAGAAGGACUGUCCAGAUGGCUCAGAUGAAUCGCCAGAUAUCUGCUCACAUAACCGGCCAAACCAGUGUCCUGUCAACGAACAUGGCUGCUUGGACCUGGAUGUCUGCAUCCAUAUGAGCAAACUGUGUGAUGGAGUCUCCGAUUGUUCGGAUGGCUGGGAUGAGGGGCCUCACUGCCGAGAAAAAGCAUCAGAAUGUGCUGCCUUUGGGUGCGAGUUUCGCUGUGGGGUGACUCACGACGGGCCUCGGUGCUACUGUGGACAUGGUUACGAGGUCGCUGCAGAUGGAAAGAAGUGUAAAGAUUUCAAUGAGUGUAGUGUGUAUGGGACAUGUAGUCAGACGUGCACAAACAUAGAAGGAAGCUAUACCUGCAGCUGUGUUGAGGGCUAUCUGCUGCAGCCAGAUAACCGCUCCUGCAAAGCCAAAAAUGAUCCAGUGGAUCGUCUGCCUGUUCUGCUGAUCGCAAACCUCCAUGACAUCCGAUGCACGUCACUGAGCGGCUCCACGUCCCGGCUUCCUGUCAUAACCACCAAGCAGACGAUGGCGAUGGAUUUUAUCUACGCCGAGGAGACAGUUUGUUGGAUAGAUGUGGGUGAAUCCCCCGCUGCCACUCAGCUGAAGUGCGCCAGCAUCCAAGACCUGAAGACGGUCAGCAACAUCCGUACCAUCAACAUCACCCUCAGCUUGCAUCAUGUGGAGCAGAUGGCCAUCGACUGGCUGACUGGAAACUUCUACUUUGUGGAUGACGUGGAUGACCGGGUGUUUGUGUGCAACAAGGAUGGCCAGACUUGUGUGACCCUGCUGGAUCAGGAGCUGUACAACCCGAAGGGCAUAGCCCUGGACCCAGCAAUGGGGAAACUGUUCUUCACGGACUACGGCUCCACACCAAGGGUGGAGCGUUGCGACAUGGAUGGCCAGAACCGCACUAAGCUAGUGGACAGCAAGAUCGUCUUCCCCCAUGGCAUAACCCUGGACCUGGUUAACCGGUUGGUGUACUGGGCUGACGCCUACCUGGAUUACAUUGAAGUGGUGGAUUAUGAGGGCAAGAACCGACACACCAUCAUCCAGGGUCUGCUGAUUGAACACCUGUAUGGACUGACUGUAUUCGAGAACUACCUCUAUGCAACAAACUCAGAAGAAGGCAACCUCAACCCAAAGACCAGUGUGAUCCGGGUGAACCGCUUCAACAACUCCGACUUCCAGGUGGUGACCCGUUUGGAUCGGGGAGCUGCGCUGCACGUUUACCACCAGAGGCGCCAACCUCAAGUGCGCAGCCAUGCUUGUGCCCUGGAUCAGUUUGGAAAACCUGGAGGUUGCUCUGACAUUUGUCUUCUAAGCAACAGCCACAAGACCCGUACCUGCCGCUGCCGCUCUGGAUUCAGCCUGGGCAGUGAUGGGAAGUCCUGCAAGAAACCAGACCAUGAGUUAUUCUUGGUUUACGGUAAGGGUCGUCCUGGAAUCAUCCGGGGCAUGGACAUGAAUGCCAAGGUACCAGAUGAGUACAUGAUUCCCAUCGAGAACCUGAUGAACCCCCGAGCCUUGGACUUCCACGCCGCCAGUGAAUUUAUCUACUUUGCAGACGCCACCAGCUACAUUAUUGGCCGACAGAAGAUUGAUGGCACAGAGAGAGACAACAUUCUAAAGGAUGGUAUUCACACAGUGGAGGGGAUAGCAGUCGACUGGAUGGGAGGAAAUCUCUACUGGACAGAUGAUGGACCCAAGAAGACUAUCAGUGUCGCCAGGCUGGAGAAGGCUUCACAAACUCGCAAAACUCUCAUUGAGGGAAAAAUGAGCCACCCCCGGGCCAUUGUUGUGGAUCCACAGCAUGGGUGGAUGUACUGGACUGACUGGGAGGAGGAUCCCACUGAGAGCAACAGGGGGAAAAUCAAGAAAGCGUGGAUGGAUGGUUCCCAUCACCAAGUCUUCCUGACCAGCAAAACAGUACUGUGGCCCAACGGCUUGAGUCUGGACAUUCCUCAGGGCAUCCUGUACUGGGUGGAUGCUUACUAUGACCGAAUCGAGAUGGUUUACCUUAACACCACGGAGAGAAAGGUCGUCUAUGAGGGCCAGGAGCUUAACCAUGCGUUCGGCUUAUGCCAUUACAAACAAUUUCUGUUUUGGAACGAAUACCGCGGCGGGAGCAUCUACAAACUGGACCAGGUCACCAAAACGGUCACUUUGCUUCGCAAUGAGAGGCCUCCUAUAUUUGAGAUCAGAGUGUACGACGCUCACCAGCAGCAAGGCACCAAUGCGUGCAGAGUAAACAACGGCGGCUGCAGCAGUCUGUGUCUCGCCAUUCCUAACGGCAGGUCCUGUGGCUGCGCUGACGAUCAAAUACUUGAUGUCAACAACGUCACCUGCAAAGCCAACCCCUCCUACGUCCCUCCUCCCCAGUGCCAGUCGGGGGAGUUUGCCUGUAAGAACAACCGCUGCAUCCAGGAGCGCUGGAAGUGUGACGGGGACAACGAUUGUCUGGACAACAGCGACGAGGCCCCUGACCUCUGCCAUCAGCACACUUGCCCUGCAGACAGAUUCAAAUGCCAGAACAACCGCUGCAUCCCGCUGCGAUGGCUGUGUGACGGCGACAAUGACUGCGGCAAUGAUGAGGACGAAUCCAACACCACCUGCUCUGCUCGCACAUGCCCACCAAGCCAGUAUCCCUGUGCCAGUGGGCGCUGCAUCCCCGUUUCCUGGACAUGUGACCUGGAUGAUGACUGUGGAGAUCGCUCAGAUGAGCCAGAGUCCUGUGCCUAUCCAACGUGCUUCCCUCUCACCCAGUUUACCUGCGCCAACGGCCGUUGCAUCAAUAUCAAUUGGCGCUGUGACAAUGACAAUGACUGUGGGGAUAACAGCGAUGAAGCUGGCUGCAGCCACUCUUGCUCCAGUGUGCAGUUUAAAUGCAACAGCGGCCGCUGCAUCCCAGAAUACUGGACCUGCGAUGGCGACAACGACUGCGGAGACUACAGUGACGAAACUCAUGCCAACUGCACUAUCCGGGAACCCCGCCCCGCUGGCGGCUGCCAUGUUGAUGAGUUUCAAUGCCGGAUGGAUGGGCUGUGCAUUCCCAUGCGCUGGCGCUGCGAUGGCGACACCGACUGCAUGGAUCUCAGCGAUGAGAACAAUUGUGAUGGUUGGAACCACACGUGUGACACGGCAGUGAAGUUCAGCUGCAGAGACUCUGCUCGCUGCAUCAGCAAAGCCUGGGUGUGUGACGGGGAUAGCGACUGCGAGGACAACUCGGACGAGGACAACUGUGAGGCGUUGGUGUGCAAGUUGUCUCACCACAUGUGUGCCACCAACGACUCCAUCUGCCUGCCUGCUGAGAAGCUCUGUGACGGCACCGACGACUGUCUGGAUGGCUCUGACGAGAAGCUUUGCGACUUAUGCUCUGUGGAUAAUGGUGGCUGUAGUCACAACUGCAGCAUUAUUCCUGGGGAGGGCUUCAUGUGCUCUUGUCCACUGGGUAUGGAGCUGGGAGCCGACAACAAGACCUGCCAGAUCCAAAGCUUUUGUGCCAAACACCUAAAAUGUAGCCAGAAGUGCGAACAGGAGAAGUCCAGAGUGAAGUGUUCCUGCUAUGAGGGCUGGGAGCUGGAGGUAGAUAUGGAGAGCUGCAAAAGUUCUGAUCCUUUCAAACCUUUCAUUAUCUUCUCCAAUCGGCACGAGAUCAGGAGGAUUGACCUUCACAAAGGAGAGUUCAGCGUUCUCGUACCAGGCCUGAGGAACACCAUUGCUUUGGACUUCCACCUCAACCAGAGCACCCUGUACUGGACCGACGUUGUGGAGGACAAGAUCUAUCGUGGGAAGCUGUCUGAAAAUGGAGCCCUGACCAGUUUCGAGGUGGUCAUUCAGUAUGGCUUGGCGACCCCAGAGGGCCUAGCCGUUGACUGGAUAGCAGGAAACAUUUACUGGGUGGAAAGCAAUCUGGACCAGAUUGAGGUGGCCAAAUUGGACGGGACCAUGAGAACUACCCUGCUGGCUGGAGAAGUGGAGCAUCCCCGGGCCAUUGCUCUGGACCCGCGGGACGGAAUUUUGUUUUGGACAGACUGGGACGCUAGUCUGCCCAGGAUAGAGGCGGCAUCCAUGAGCGGCGAAGGCAGACGCACCAUCCACAGGGAGACCGGCAGUGGCGGCUGGCCAAACGGACUCACUGUGGACUACAUGGAAAGACGUAUUGUCUGGAUUGAUGCCAGGUCAGAUGCCAUCUACUCCGCGAUGUAUGACGGCUCUGGUCUGAUUGAGGUGUUACGGGGUCACGAGUAUUUGUCCCACCCCUUUGCUGUCACCAUGUACGGAGGGGAGGUCUACUGGACCGACUGGCGGACAAACACGCUCGCCAAAGCCAAUAAAUGGACAGGACACAAUGUCACUGUUGUCCAGCGCACCAACACGCAGCCCUUUGACCUGCAGGUCUAUCACCCGUCCAGACAACCCCUAGCUCCAAACCCAUGUGCCACAAGGGAUGGUAAAGGCCCCUGCUCCCACCUGUGCCUCAUCAACUUUAACCAGACCUUCUCCUGCACCUGCCCGCACCUUAUGAAGCUGCAGUCCGACACGCGCACCUGCAAAGAGUCCCGCAAGUUCCUGCUUUAUGCCCGACAGAUUGAGAUCCGAGGCGUGGACAUCGACAACCCUUACUACAACUACAUCAUCUCGUUUACUGUGCCAGACAUUGACAACGUGACCGUGGUGGAUUAUGAUGCCGUGGAGCACCGCAUCUACUGGUCAGAUGUGCGAACACAGACCAUCAAAAGAGCUUUUAUUAACGGGACUGGAGUGGAAACGGUUGUUUCUGCUGACCUUCCUAAUGCCCACGGCCUGGCAGUAGACUGGGUGUCCAGGAACCUCUUCUGGACCAGCUAUGAUGCUAAUAAGAAGCAGAUCAAUGUGGCGAGGCUGGAUGGCUCUUUCAAGAAUGCCAUCAUCCAGGGGUUAGAUAAGCCCCACUGUCUGGUGGUGCAUCCUCUACUGGGGAAGCUUUACUGGACCGAUGGUGACAACAUUAGCAUGGCUAACAUGGAUGGAAGCAACCACACCAUGCUUUUUACCAAUCAGAAAGGCCCAGUUGGGCUUUCCAUUGACUAUGAGAAGAAGCAGCUGUACUGGAUCAGCUCGGGUAACAGCACUAUUAACCGGUGCAAACUGGAUGGUUCUAACCUGGAGAUCUUGGAAGCUGUGAAAGGCAAACUUACCAAGGCGACUGCUCUGGCUAUCAUGGGAGACAAGCUGUGGUGGGCAGACCAGGGAACACACCAGAUAGGAACAUGUGACAAGAAGGAUGGUGGGAACUGGAAAGUUUUGAGGAACAACACUUCCCCCAUGAUGCACAUGAGAAUCUAUGAUGAGGAUGUGCAGAAAGCGGGUAUCAACCUUUGCAGCAACAACAAUGGCGACUGCUCACAGCUGUGUCUGCCCACCUCCCAAACAACAAGAUCCUGCAUGUGCACGGCUGGAUACAGCCUCAAAACAGGGCAGCAGUCCUGCGAGGGUAUGGGAUCUUUCCUGCUGUAUUCCGUUCAUGAGGGAAUUCGAGGUAUUCCACUCGACCCGACAGACAAAUCCGAUGCCUUAGUGCCAGUGUCUGGCACCUCUCUGGCCGUAGGCAUCGACUUCCAUGCUGAGAAUGACACCAUCUACUGGGUUGACAUGGGACUGAGCACCAUCAGCAGAGCAAAGAGGGAUCAGACAUGGAGAGAGGAUGUGGUGACCAACGGCAUCGGCAGAGUGGAGGGGAUCACUGUCGACUGGAUAGCAGGAAAUAUCUACUGGACCGACCAGGGCUUUGAUGUGAUUGAAGUAGCCAGGCUCAAUGGCUCCUUCCGCUACGUGGUCAUCUCCCAGGGUCUGGACAAACCCAGAGCUAUAACCGUCCAUCCAGUGAAGGGGUAUCUUUUCUGGACAGAGUGGGGUCAGUACCCUCGUAUCGAGCGCUCUCGCUUGGAUGGCUCCCAGAGGCUGGUCGUGGUCAACGUGAGCAUCAGCUGGCCAAACGGGAUCUCUGUCGACUAUGAGGAGGGUCUGCUUUAUUGGUGCGAUGCCCGAACAGACAAGAUAGAGCGGAUCAACCUAGAGACAGGAGAGAACAGAGAGUUGGUGCUGGCCAGCAACAACAUGGACAUGUUUGCUGUGUCUGUAUUUGAGGACUACAUCUAUUGGAGUGAUAGGACUCAUGCCAAUGGAUCCAUUAAGAGAGGUAGCAAAGACAAUGCUACAGAUGCCAUGCAGCUCAGGACAGGCAUUGGUGUACAACUAAAAGACAUCAAGGUAUUCAACAGGGCCAGGCAGCAAGGCACUAACAUCUGCAAAGACAAAAAUGGCGGCUGUGAACAGCUGUGUCUUUACCGUGGCAACGGGGAGCGCACUUGCGCCUGCGCCCACGGCAUGCUGGCCGAGGACAGACGUAGUUGCCGCGACUACGACGGGUACCUGCUGUACUCAGAGCGCACCAUCCUGAAAAGCAUACACCUGUCCGACGAAACAAACCUCAACGCGCCGAUAAAACCGUUCGAGGACCCGGACCACAUGAAGAACGUUAUCGCCCUUAGCUUUGACUUCCGCGGCGGCGGAGGGAAGGGAACCAACCGUAUCUUCUUCAGCGACAUUCACUUUGGCAACAUCCAGCAGAUCAACGACGACGGCAUUGGUCGCAAGAUUGUGGUGGACAAUGUUGGGUCAGUUGAGGGUCUGGCUUACCACCGAGGCUGGGACACACUCUACUGGACUAGUUACACCACCUCCACCAUCACUCGCCACACGGUGGACCAGAGCCGCUCUGUGGCUUACAACCGCAACACUGUCGUUACAAUGUCUGGAGAAGACCACCCCAGAGCCUUUGUGUUGGAUGAGUGUCAGGAUCUCAUGUUCUGGACAAACUGGAACGAGCAGGCUCCCAGCAUCAUGAGGGCCUCUCUGAACGGAGCUAAUGUGCUUGUAAUCAUUGGCAGUGACGUUAAAACUCCUAAUGGCCUGGCCAUAGAUCACCGUGCCGAGAAACUCUACUUCUCCGACGCCACUCUGGACAAGAUCGAGCGCUGCGAGUAUGAUGGAAGCAACCGUUAUGUCUUGUUGAAGAAUGAACCUGUUCAUCCAUUUGGUCUGGCUGUGUAUGGUGAUUACAUCUUUUGGACGGACUGGGUGAGGAGGGCUGUCCUGAGGGCUGACAAGUUUACGGGAGGAGACAUGAAAGUUCUGCGUGCCGACAUUCCUCAGCAGCCUAUGGGCAUCAUUGCAGUAGCUAAUGACACCAAUAGCUGUGAGUAUUCUCCAUGCCGAACAAAUAACGGAGGCUGCCAGGAUCUGUGUCUGCCCACAUCCGAUGGACGGGUGAACUGCAGCUGCCGCGGGGACAGACAGCUCCUCGAGGACAACACCUGCUCUUCACUGAAUAUGUCAUGUGCAAGUGUUGAUGACUUUGAGUGCGGAAACGGUGACUGCAUCAACUACAGCCUUACCUGUGACGGGAUGGCCCACUGCAAGGACAAAUCUGACGAAAAGCAGUCGUAUUGUGCCAAUCGCAUUUGUAAGAAGGGCUACAGACGGUGCAUUAACGGCCGCUGCCUUGGCCACCAGUUCUGGUGUGAUGGCACAGAUGACUGUGGAGACAAUUCAGAUGAGCUGCCCUGCAACAUGACCCUGUGCAAAGCAGGAGAGUUUCAGUGCAAAGACGGGAGCUGCAUCACCAACCACAGCCGCUGCGACCAGGUGGUCAACUGUGAAGAUGCGAGUGAUGAAAUGAACUGCCAACCUACCGACUGCUCACGUUUCUUCCGUCUUGGAGUUAAAGGUUCCUCCUUCCGGAGCUGUGAGAAAACCACACUCUGUUAUCUGUCCUCAUGGGUGUGUGAUGGCAACAAUGACUGUGGAGACUUUUCUGAUGAGAGAAACUGUCCAGAUAAAAGGAAGCUGAAAUGUCCCGUUAACUUCUUCGCUUGCCCCAGUGGGCGUUGCAUUCCGAUGAGCUGGACCUGCGAUAAGGAGAAUGACUGUGAGAAUGGAGCUGAUGAAACACACUGCGACAAGUUUUGUUCGCCCACUCAGUUCGAAUGUGGGAACCACCGCUGCAUUUCCAAGAACUGGGUGUGUGAUGGCUCCGAUGACUGCGGUGACGGCUCUGACGAAGGCCAGAUAUGUGAACAUAAAUCCUGCAGCCCUGACGUAUUCCAGUGCCCGGGUUCCCAUCUGUGUGUCCCUCAGCGCUGGAAGUGUGAUGGAGAUAAUGACUGUCCCGAUGGAGCUGAUGAGAGUGUAAAAGCUGGGUGCAUGUACACCAACAAUACAUGUGAUACCAAGAAUGAGUUCAUGUGCCAGAACAGACAGUGCAUCCCUAAGCACUUUGUGUGUGACCAUGACAUUGAUUGUUCCGAUGGGUCGGAUGAAUCCCCUGAAUGUGAAUAUCCACCAUGUGGCCCAGAUGAGUUUCGCUGUGCCAAUGGUCGUUGCCUCAACCAGAAGAAGUGGGAGUGUGACGGGGAGUUUGACUGUACAGAUCACUCAGAUGAAGCUCCCAAAAACCCUCACUGCAUAGACUCAGAGAGGACUUGUAAUGAAUCGGCCUUUAUGUGCCAUAAUAAGAAGUGUUUAAACGAGACGCUGCUGUGCGACCGGAACGACGACUGUGGCGAUGGCUCUGACGAACUAAACUGCUUCAUCAACGAGUGUCUGAACAGUAAGCUGAGUGGCUGCUCGCAGCUCUGCGAUGACUUAAAGAUCGGCUUUAAAUGCAGAUGCCAUCCAGGCUUCCAGCUGAAGCGCGAUGGGAAGACGUGUGUGGAUAUAGACGAGUGCACGACCACCUACCCAUGUUCUCAGCACUGCCUGAACACACAUGGCAGCUUCCACUGUCUCUGCGUGGAUGGUUUUGUAGUCAGCCCCAAUGACCCCACCAUCUGCAAGUCCACAUCGGAUGUGGAGCCCUACUUGAUUUUUGCGAAUCGUUACUAUCUGAGAAAGCUCAACCUGGAUGGUUCCAACUACACUCUUAUAAAGCAGGGUCUGAACAAUGCAGUAGCACUGGACUUUCACUAUGUAGAGCAGAUGAUCUACUGGACAGAUGUGACUACACAGGGAAGCAUGAUCCGACGGAUGCACAUGAACGGCUCCAACAUGGAGGUUUUGCACCGAACUUCCCUGAGUAAUCCAGAUGGUCUGGCUGUGGACUGGGUCGGUGGAAACUUGUACUGGUGUGACAAAGGCCGUGACACCAUUGAGGUCUCGAAGCUUAAUGGGGCCUACAGGACUGUGGUGGUUAACAGUGGCCUUAAGGAACCGCGUGCUGUUGCUGUGGACGUCCGCUAUGGGUACCUUUACUGGUCUGACUGGGGUGAAAACCCUCACAUUGGGAGAAUUGGGAUGGACGGGACAGACAGAAAAAUUAUCAUUGAGGAUAAGAUCACCUGGCCUAAUGGACUGACCUUGGACUUUGUCAAUGAUCGGAUAUACUGGGCAGAUGCCAGAGAGGACUACAUCGAGUUCGCCAGUCUGGACGGCACCAGCAGACACACAGUUCUUAACCAUGACAUCCCUCACAUCUUUGCCAUGACGCUGUUUGAGGAGCACAUCUACUGGACCGACUGGGAGACAAAGUCCAUCAACAGGGCACAUAAGACCAUGGGUACCAAUAAGACCACCCUGAUCAACACCCUGCACCGGCCCAUGGAUAUUCACAUUUACCAUCCCUACCGCCAGCCCCCAGUGCUCAACCACCCGUGCCAGACAGACAAUGGCGGCUGCAGCAAUCUCUGCCUCCUCUCACCUGGAGGAAGCUACAAAUGUGCCUGUCCCACUAACUUCUAUCUGGCCAGCGACCAGCGGACAUGCAUGUCCAACUGUACGGCGAGCCAAUUUGUGUGUAAGAACGACAAGUGCAUUCCUUUCUGGUGGAAAUGUGACACUGAGGAUGACUGUGGAGACGGAUCAGACGAGCCGGCAAACUGUCCGGAGUUUAAAUGCAGACCGGGACAGUUUCAGUGCGGCACGGGCAUCUGCACCAACCCUGCUUAUAUCUGCGACGGAGAUAAUGACUGCCAGGACUUCUCCGACGAGGCCAACUGUGAUAUUCACGUUUGCCUGCCCAGCCAGUUCAAAUGUUCCCACCCAAACCGCUGCAUCCCAGGGAUCUUCCGCUGUAACGGCCAGGAAAACUGCGGAGAGGGCGAGGAUGAGAAGGACUGCCCUGAGGUUACAUGUGCUCCCACCCAAUUCCAGUGUGCGAUGACCAAACGCUGCAUACCUCGCCUCUGGGUGUGUGACCGGGACAACGACUGUGCGGAUGGAUCUGAUGAACCGGCCAACUGCACUCAGAUGACGUGCGGCGUGGAUGAGUUCCGAUGCAAAGACUCCGGACGCUGCAUCCCUGCACGCUGGAAGUGCGACGGAGAGGAUGACUGUGGCGAUUCCUCUGAUGAACCAAAAGAAGAGUGCGCUGAGAGGACGUGUGAACCUUACCAGUUCAGAUGCAAGAACAACCGCUGUGUCCCAGGUCGCUGGCAAUGUGACUACGACAACGACUGCGGGGACAACUCUGACGAAGAGAAAUGCCAGCCUCGACAAUGUUCAGAGAGCGAGUUCGCCUGCACAAACGGCCGCUGCAUCGCCGGAAGAUGGAAGUGUGAUGGAGAUCACGACUGUGCUGAUGGAUCUGAUGAGCAUGGCUGUGAUCUGAAGUGUGACACUGACCAGUUCCAGUGUAAGAGCGGCCACUGCAUCCCGAUCCGCUGGAGAUGUGACUCUGACCCUGACUGCAUGGACGGCAGUGAUGAGGAGAACUGCGGCAGCGCUGCUGGACGUCACUGCCCUCAGAAUGAGUUCCAGUGCAACAACACUCUGUGCAAGCCACUCGCCUGGAAGUGUGAUGGCGAAGAUGACUGUGGCGACAACUCUGAUGAGAAUCCAGAAGAAUGCAGGAGGUUCCAGUGUCCUCCCACCAGGGUCUUCCGCUGCCUGAAUGACCGCGUGUGUCUGCACAUGUCGAGGAGGUGCGAUGGCGUUAAUAACUGUGGGGACAACUCAGACGAACUCAACUGUGAGGCCCACCGAGCGCCUCCCACGUGUGAGAAGGAUGAGUUCUUGUGCUCCAACGGCAGAUGCAUCAGCUCCAACCUACGCUGCAACUUCUUCAAUGACUGCGAGGACUUUGGAUCUGAUGAGAUCAAGUGCAAAACAGACAAAAGGCUGAACGACUGUCGCAGUAACACCACUCAGUGCGGCGAUGGAGACGAGGCCCACUGCAUCACCAGUGGCACGGAUUCCUUCUGCUCCUGCAAACCGGGCUUCCAGAAGAUAGGACACCGCACCUGUGGAGAUAAGAACGAGUGUUUACAGUUUGGAGUUUGCUCCCAGAUCUGCAACAACACCAAGGGCUCCUACAAAUGCAGCUGCUACAAGUACUUUACCAGGAUCAAUGACACAUGCAAGGCUGACAGCAUGAACAGCAGCCGGCAGAUUCUAUACAUUGCUGAUGACAAUGAAAUCCGCAGUCUGGAUCCCGGCAUGCCCAACUGGCGCUACGAGCAAAUCUUUCAGGGAGACGCCAGUGUGCGAAUUGACGCCAUGGAUUUGCACGUCAAAAGCAACCGCAUCUUCUGGACCAACUGGCACACCGGCCGCAUCUCCUCAUACGAGCUCCCGGAGCAGUCCUCAUCCUUGUCUUCCUCCAACUCUCAUGGCAACCGGCGACAGAAUGAGGGCGGUAUCACCAACCUGCAGAUCAGUGAGCUGAAGAUGCCCCGUGGUAUAGCAGUGGACUGGGUGGCUGGGAACCUGUACUGGACCGACUCUGGUCGAGACGUCAUUGAAGUGGCUCAGAUGUCAGGGCAGCAUUGCAAGACCCUCAUCUCUGGCAUGAUAGAUGAGCCUUAUGCCAUUGUAGUGGACCCACAGAGAAGUACCAUGUACUGGGCAGACUGGGGAAACCAUCCUAAAAUCGAGACGGCCGCCAUGGACGGCACUCUCAGACAGACUCUCGUUCAAGAAAACAUCCAGUGGCCCACAGGAUUAGCCGUGGACUACUUCAACGAGCGCCUUUACUGGGCUGAUGCUAAGCUCUCAGUCAUCGGCAGCGUUCGUUUGGACGGCUCCGAUCCUGUCAUCGCCGCCUCUGGCAUCAAAAACAACCUGCUCCAUCCCUUCAGCAUAGAUAUCUUUGAGGACUACAUCUACGGAGUCACUUACAUGAACAAUUUUGUCUUCCGAGUCAACAAGUUUGGCAAAGGCCCGAUGGAGAACCUCACUACAGGCAUCAACCACGCCACUGACAUUGUCCUGUACCACCGUUACAAGCAACCAGACAUACCUAACCCGUGUGACAAGAAGAAGUGCGAGUGGCUGUGUCUUCUUAGUCCUAGCGGGCCCGUUUGCACCUGCCCCAACAACUACAUCGCUGACAACGGUACAUGCGUGGAGAGACCGAUCCCCACUUCGUCACCCUUCUCUCCACCGUCAGAGCCCUGCAGUCUCCAGUGUCUGAACGGAGGUAGCUGCUUCUUCAAUGCCCAUCAGGUGCAAAAGUGUCGCUGCCAGCCCAGCUACGUGGGAGCGCGAUGUGAAGUUAACCAGUGCAGAGACUACUGCAAGAAUGGAGGCACUUGCACCUCUUCCCGUACAGGUACACCGACUUGUAGAUGUCCUAAAGGCUUCACAGGGCCAAACUGCAACCUCCACACUUGUCAGGAUUAUUGCCUGAAUGGAGGCAACUGCUUGGUCAGCAUGGGCAACCAGCCAACCUGCAGCUGCAAACCCGACUACCAAGGAGACCAGUGCCAGUACAGUAAAUGUGAAGACUUCUGUCAAAACGGCGGAACCUGCUUACAGACCUCCAACGGCACCAAACUGUGUCAGUGCCCCAUCCAGUAUACGGGGCACCAUUGUGAGCUCGACAAGUGUCAAUUCUGUGGAGAGGGCAAGUGUUUGACGUUGGCCUCCGGGGAAAUUGCCUGCAACUGCACCAAUGGUCACACCCAGUCCAGCUGCUACACAUGUUUGGACUACUGCGCUCAGGGCCAGUGUUCAUUUGACACCCGCACUCUGCUUCCUACAUGCAGGUGUCUUUCUGGAUGGUCAGGAUACAGGUGUGAAGUUGCAUCUUCCCCUGUGGAUUCUACUGCUGCUGGUGGCAGCUCCGCCUCCAUUGUGAUCCCAAUCCUCCUGCUGCUGCUGUUGGCACUGCUGGUUGUUGGGGCCAUCUUGUGGUACAAGCGGAGAAUGCGUGGGUCUCUGUGCCCAGGCAAAUGUCGCACUCAGUGCUUGCGUGCAAAGGGCUUCCAGCACCACCGAAUGACGAAUGGAGCCAUGAAUGUUGAGAUCGGGAACCCGGCCUAUAAGAUCUAUGAAGGAGAUCCUGAUGAUGACGCCGGGGAGCUGCUAGAUUCAGACUUCACUUUGGACCCAGAUAAGCCCACCAACUUCACCAACCCCGUGUACGCCACCCUGUACAUGGGCGCCCACAACAGCCGCAACUCUCUGGCCAGCACGGAUGAAAAGAAGGAGCUUCUAUCCCAGGGCGACGACGACGACCCGCUGGCGUAGAGCUCGGCUUGGAUUGAACUCUGCUGACGUCGUCCGACUCAGAGCUGAGUCAACAAGCUCCCUCUCUCUCUAUCUCCCUCUCAUCAUAUGCCUUUACCAGCUGAAAAGAAAAGCAACAAAAGGAGAAAAAGAAACGCAAGAACUCUGUACAAAAUGUAUAAAAAUGAAGGACUACUUUUUUAAGUGAUUGCAGUAUUAUAUUUUGUUCUUUGACAUAAAAAAAAACAGUGGGGGAAAACAAACCAUUUUUUUUGACAUUUUAUCAGUUCUGUUUAAUUUUGCCCACUUCCUCUUUACAUAUAGCCACUACCUCUGUGCAAAUGUAAAUGAUGGAGAGAAACACAGCUGUGGAGCAGAUUUUUUUAACAUUUUUGUAUGAAUUGUAUGGGGUGGGGCAGGGGUGGGGAAGUAUUCAUCCAUCCUGGAGGAAGAAAUUGCCAAGUCUUUAGUUGCUUGGGAGAGUAAUGUCAGUGCUCACCAUGAAUGCUUCCUGGAUGCUUUCCACUUUACAUGUGCAUGUUUAGUUUGCUGCCGGAAGGAGACUGACAGAGGAAUGCACACAGCAGCUACAUUCAAGUGAUUGUCUUUUACCUCCUUGCACAGACUAAAGUUAUAUAGAAAUCUAUAUUUCCAUAUAAAAAUAUAUAUAUAUGAAUCUAUUAACAAAGUGUCUUGAAAAUAUUACCCAGGAAAUACAAACAAACCGUAACAAAUAGCAGUCUGUACUUUUUAACAUUAGUUUUUAUUCUUUUAAGUCCUUGUGUAAUCUUCGUCAGCAGCAAUGAGAGUUAAUGAGGAUGAUUGUAAGUCCACCUUCCUGGAUUUAAAAAAAAUAAUAAUCCAGGAAUGGAUAUCCGUGGCCUUGCUUUUUUUUCUGCAGGAGACACUGAGGAGCGAUGGGAGCUCUGACACUGCUCCACAUCGUUUGUUUUAGCCGUUUAAAAAAAAAAAAGGGCAAAAUUGUCUGAAUUCACUGAAAAUCAGCAGAGGUUGCUUUUAGCUUUCCAUUCCUUGUCUUUUGAUUGUAGACUGUCAGGAAAGGCCAGGGAGACCGAUUGAUGGUACGACACGUGAGGUUGAACUUCUCUCUCUCAUUUUUAGUUUAUAACUAUGUAGUUUAGGUAAAUGCUCAUCACUGAAUCCAUUCCAAAUAGCGAGACUGAUCUGCUUCCUGAUGAGUGUAUAUUUUUUAUUUGAAUUGUUUUGCUGCUAACAGUGUUGCACACUGUGCUGCUUUUUAAAACCACCAGCCAUUCCUGCCAUAUCACACAGCAUGGUGCUCACACUUACUGAGGAACGUCUGGCUUUACCCUUCACUUGUUAACAGUAUUCAUCACCUUUUUUAAGUAUAAUGAUCUUGUUCACAUGACUGGUGUAAAUUAGAACAAUCAUUUGGUUGGAGGAUUUCUUUUGGUAGCAAAAAUCCCACGGGUCUGUGGAUCUGAUUGUUUUGUUAUAAUUUGAUUUCUUUUUGAUAUAAGAAAUUAAAUGGAUUUUUCUAGUAGAAAUGUACAACGGCCCUGUCUGUCAUUUGGAGAGAAAAGGAGGAGAGGAAACUUGGUUGAUCCUAAAAAAUAAAACAAGAUUGUAGAAAUUG